AACAGGGUCAAGGUCGCAAGGAAAAUAUGGCUGACUUACAAUGCACGUGUUGAAUGUGUUUUUCACGACAAGGAACAAGUUUAAGGUUUUCAAAGAAAACUACCGAAUCGACACGUACAGAAUCAUGGAGGACACGCGACACCUCAUAUGUACAUGUAUAAAGAUAGUAGAAAAAAGACAAAAGUCCACGUCAGCAGUCAAAGUUAUUCAUGUCAUGUUUUACAAGUCCGUGUACUGUAAGAGGCUGUAAGUUCAUUUAGACUGUUACAAGUUCAAGAGGUUAUACAAGUCUAGUAAGUUGCUAGUUGAUGUAUAUUACUGCUUAUUUCUUAAGUUAAAUUUUGUUCUUUUAAGGUUUGUAAUGCAUGUAUGAAAAUUAAAUUUAUAAGAGUGAUAUUCAAUCAUAUACCCCUGUCAGUAUACAUGCAUGUAGGUCAUGUAAAGAAAGUAAAGCAUAGAUGUUUAAGUAUCUCAUAAGAAACAAGAUAAGAACAUGUCUAUUUUAAACUUUAUUUGUGUAAUUAUACUUAACAUUAUUUUCAUUGAUACUAUUUCAGAACUUAUUCAUUGUGGUGAUUCAAUAAAAGUCUCAAGAAAAGAUUAAGGUGUUUGUCAAGAUAUUGGACACUACAUCGCAGUUUAGACUUUAUUUAUUGGACUGAACAUGGCCACUAAACCAGAAUAAGAAGUGCCAAGGAGAAGUGGCAGAGAACCUGCAGCAUCCACAAAAGUAAAAGAAAAUUGGCAGCAGAAAGUAGAUCAGAGGGAUGAAAAACUAGUACAGGUGGUGAAGAGAAAAAAUUCCCUCAGGGAGGCCAUGAUAACAGAAAAUAUAACUGUAGUACCAGACAUACUCAAAGCACUGGACGAUGCAUGGAAGGGUUAUACCCGCAGCCAUUUAGAGCUAAUAAAGGUGUAUGUCACUGAAAGUAUGAUUGACGCCACAUACGACGAGUAUGAAGUAGAAGAAGAAAAAUAUCUCAGGGUCAAGGCAAGGGCAAAGAAAUUUGAAAAGGUUCAAGAUGAUAUUUCUUCAAGCCAUGGGAGUGAAUCAGAAUCAGACGUACGGCACGCCAAAGCGGAAAAAAUUGAAGACGGGAAAAUUUCCUUCAAGACAUCAAAAAUACGUUCAAGACACAGAUAUUUUGUCUCAAUUCAUACAUUUCCAUCGUCUAGAUUUCAAAAAUAGCUUCAAAUCGGAAAUUUUCUUUCAAAAUGACAGAAUAUCAGCGCAAGAUAAAAUUUUAGUUCAAGACGGCAAAAUCACCUUCAAGACAGCAAAAUUGGCUUCAAGAUUCACGUGACUCGUCAAGAUUCACGUGAUUGCAUUUCAUAAAGGAGGUUUUAGUAUUGAACCAGUGGUCUAGUAAAACCUGGCUUAACAUCAUUCUAAACCUGGUUUAGACAGGUUUGUGUUUCAUAAUUGAGGUCUAAGUUUUUGAUACCCGGAUUAUGGACUCAGACCAAGUCUAAAAAUAAACCUGGUCAGACCCAGGUUUAACUCUGUAGCUUGGAAAAAAGAUGGCCGACGUAGACUUGGGUGAUAUUCGAGCACUUAACAAUUUGGACGCAAGAAGACGCCCCUGGCAUCGCCGACGCAUUUUUCGAGCAAGGGUUAAUUAUUUUGAUUUCUAUGAUGAACAAGAUUUCAAAAUCAGGUUCAGAAUUUCUAAAGAAAUAGCAUGUGAGGUCAUAGCACUGAUAGAGGAUCGAUUAGCACCCUAUACAUUGAGAAAUUGCAGCAUUUCACCGGAGCUACAGGUGCUAACCUUUCUGCGAUACUACGCAACAGGUAGCCAUCAACGUGCUCUUCAGCAGAAAAAUUCUUUUUCUGCUCAUUUUCACGUGCCCUUUACUUCCAAAGUUUUUUCUCAUAUGAGCUACACAGCUUAUCUGCUUCAACGUUAGUGUGUGUCAUCUAUUCAUUUACGCCUACCUGAUUGACACAGUUCAGUGAUUUCUUUGUCUAUGUAAUCCUGUUACAUUCAACAGGAGGUCAAAGACAAGUUAAAACUGGUUUAGCUAAACGUGGUUUUCUGGCUUUCCUACACUGUUAGUGAAAUGCAAUUUAGGUCUCGAGUUAGACCAGGUUUUGUUAGACUAGGUUUUAGCCUUAAACUAGGUUAAGUUAAACCUCCUUUAUGAAAUUGGCCGCUAAUGGCUAGGGUCUACUAUAACACAAAAGUCUAUCUGCAUUAGAUAGUUACUACUGCAAUCUUCAUUCUUUUCAGAGCUGACAAUAAUGAAAUAAAGGCCCCCAUUGCUGAUCUUGUAAAAAGUCAUGUUGGCAGGCUUAUUCAUGAUGGGGAUAACAGACAGACCCUGAAAAUUAGUAGGAUACGGCUGUUUCGAAGUUUCAUGAGAUGUGUUGCCAGGGACGACCUCGAGGACACUCUCCCUAUACAAGUCAAAUUCUAUGAUUCCAUGAAUACAAGGGAUGAUAGUGGACCACAGCGAGAGUUUAUGUAUCGUCUUGUAGAUGAUUUGUUUUCAACAAAUACUGGGAUUUUCCAGCAGCUUGACAACAAAAGCUACAUGUUGACACACAAUGCCAAAAAGCUCGAAUCCUCUGAAUAUUAUUGGGCUGGCUAUGCUGUAGCAAUGUGCCUAAUUUUUGGAAGACCUUAAACAGCCUUUUUCACACCAGCCAUGUACAGCUAUGUGAGUAAUGGGAUUGACAAGACGGUGACAGAGAUUACUGACAUCCCCAAUACCUCUGUGAGGCAUCUUAUAGAGUAGGUAUGUUACUUUAUAACUAAUCUUUUUAAUUGGAAUUAUUGGCUAUAAUGUCAUAAAAAUUUAGACACUAAUUUCAUGAUUUAAUGAUUAAAUGAAUUAUAAUUUGCUAGACAGCCUAGGGGGCAGGCCAUACGUUGUGUACAUGUAGAUGAUCUUUGGAAAUACUUACUAGGAGAGCUUACGUCAUGAACAAACUCACCGAGUUGCAUAGUUUUACUAUUAAUAAAAAUGACAGUGUAGUUUCCAAAAGUAUAUAACUUCAAAAGCCGUAUAUGAGGUUGAAUAUGAUUUCUUUCAGAUGCAAGCUGCUAAAUCCACUGAAGAACUGAGGGCUACAAUACAACACGUUGAUGAGCUCACGUUGGAAGAUGAAGCCUCACUUCUACUGGCAGCAGGCAUAUUCCACCUAGUGUUACCCUUCUCGAACUGCCCAAUAUUGUACAUCAACUUACAAAAUUCUAUGCCAUUGGUUUAUACAGGUAAAGAACCCAAUCCCCCCAAUUAUUACUGCUUUGUAUAAAUGUGUAAUACAAUGAUUAUGAAAACAUCCUGUAUUUUGUUUGUAGAUCAGAGCUUGAAGAUUUCUCACGAGGACUUCAGCAUUAUGGAGUGGCGAAUCUUAUCAGAGACUUCCCCAUUUCCAUGAGGGAUGCCUUUGUACCUCAGCCAACCACCAAGGAACUCACAUCAGAUGACAUCUUAGGCAUGUUUCAGCCGCUUUUCACAGAUGAGGGUGCCAAUCAGCGACAGCGGGAGGAAGAUGUUAUGGACCAUUGGGUCAGUUAUCUAGAUGAUGUUGGCAAAGGCAAAACGGUGGUGAAACCUAAGGAUAUUUUGAGAUUUGCUUCUGGCUUGAACUCUGUCCCACUUAUUGGAUGGGGUAGCAAUAACGAGCCAACACUGCAGUUUCUCUCGGAUCCUCCGUCUCAACUUCCUCAAGCCAGAACAUGUGGUCCCUCUAUUUUGCUGCCGCUGUGGAACUACGAGUCAUAUGAAAGUUUCAAGCUGAGCAUGGAUGAAGGAAUCAUUAACAGUCUCCCUGCAAUCCUCCUGGACUGAUGGAAGAAUCUACUAUAUGUAUAUUCUUUUCUUAAUCACUCCCUCCAAAUUUUAACUAGUCCAUUGCAUUCAUUACAAGCUAACUGCUGAAUUAUCCAGUGGAAUCGUAUCAUCCCAACUUGCCAAUUCUCAAGUUAGAGUGGUCUCAUUUUAUAUUUGGGUGCUUAUAUUUUCUCUAUUCAGAAAAUGAUCUAGUUUAAUAUUACACAUUACAAGUACAACCAAACUGGUGAAUCUCUAGUGAUAUAAUAUUAUGGCUUGCCCAUUCUCAAAUUAACGUGAGACAGGGCGCCUAAAAAUAGGGUCUCUGGGAGUCAUAAAUCAAUUUUCAGAUUCUUUCAUUUUCACCUUCCUAAGUGUGUAUAUUUUCGGAAUAAACAAGUCUAACAACCAAACUGAAAGCGUAUGAGCCUUAUUUUUGCUCAU
Messenger RNA from Lingula anatina, 4224 nucleotides. RefSeq names its product G2/M phase-specific E3 ubiquitin-protein ligase. The record is from RefSeq and is a predicted model, not a curated record. Gene Ontology annotation, molecular function: ubiquitin-protein transferase activity. NCBI's taxonomy places the organism in Eukaryota, Metazoa, Brachiopoda, Lingulata, Lingulida, Lingulidae.